UCCAACCCCCCAAUCAGGAAGCGGCAGGCGUGAGCGCAGGAUUAGUGCGGAAUUGAGCCGUAGAAUUGAAUAAAAACUGAUUUCUUUCCCAAUCGGUACUAUUUUCAUAAACAGGUCGCGAUGGUUUAUCACUCGGUGGCGUUGCCUAUGAUCUGCUUCACCACGCUGUGGGGUUUAGUGGGAGUUGUUGCCCCGUUUUUGGUACCGAAAGGACCCAACAGAGGUGUCAUCAUAACCUGUUUGGUGCUGACUGCGGUUUGCUGCUAUUUAUUCUGGUUAAUAGCGAUACUGGCCCAAAUAAACCCUCUGUUUGGACCUCAGCUGAAGAAUGAGACCAUCUGGUAUCUGCGUUAUUUCUGGGAAUAGAUGAAGGUGUCAUUUGCCAAUUUCAGUCGGACCACUUAUUUCAUCAGUCUUUUUUCUGACCCUAACACUAAUAAAAUAUUUCACACAGUUAUUCAGUUAAAACAGCCCUUUGUACCUUUGUUUUAAUGUGAAUAAGUAAAACAAGAGGUUAUAUAUAUAUAUAUGUCCUGAUAUUGUAGUAAUUAAUUCCAACUACGAAAGAGUUAAACACUUCGGUAAUACUAUGGAUACUAUCAUAAAUAUGUACAAAGAAAUGUUUUAGUGAUGUUAUUGUGACGUCCAGUGCAUUUGAGAAAAUACACUUGUAAAGUACUGUUAAUGUUAGUCAGUUUUCAUGAAAUUUUCCUUGCAUCUGUGACAUGCUUUAUCCACAUUUUCUUGUUAUUAUUUGUAAACAUUUUACUUGUUUUUUGUUUCCAAAUGUGAUGAAUACUGUAUUAAUUUAUUGUAUGAAUGAAAGUUGUUGUAUGUGUUAAUUAAAGACCAUGAUGUUAAAACAAAACAUAAGUGAACAUUCUCGUGCUUUAAUGUAUUUAACUUCCAUAAAUGUAACAAAUAUGCACAACCAGAAGUGGAAGUAACAACAUCGACUUCAAUACUCAUUAAAUGUAUUAUAAGGAAACUCUUUGUAUAAAAGCAGCAGUUUUUAAUUAUAUGUCUAUUAUAUAAAUACUUUAUUUACCUGUCUAUAUCUGUUACAUCUCAAAUAUUUGCAGGAGAUCAUCUUGAUCUUGUGCUACUCAUUUUUGAAAAAUGGUGUAUUGAUAAGUACAGUUUUUGAUGAAUACAGUGCAUCUGUUAUUGCCAUGUUGGGAUAUGUUUGAAAAGUAAUAAUUUGUCAUUUCUGGUUAUGUAUGCAUCACAAUAGUGAUACAGUCAUGUGAUAAUACAGAUUAAAUAUUUCAUAUCAGUACAUAUGUUGCAAACAG
Messenger RNA from Triplophysa dalaica, 1295 nucleotides. It is a transcript of the gene atp6v0e2, whose product is annotated as ATPase H+ transporting V0 subunit e2. The coding region runs from base 121 to 366 and encodes 81 amino acids. The transcript has 4 exons. The record is from RefSeq and is a predicted model, not a curated record. Gene Ontology annotation, cellular component: proton-transporting V-type ATPase, V0 domain. Gene Ontology annotation, biological process: proton transmembrane transport. Lineage: Eukaryota; Metazoa; Chordata; Actinopteri; Cypriniformes; Nemacheilidae. Gene Ontology annotation, molecular function: proton-transporting ATPase activity, rotational mechanism.